UCGACUUGGCUUCCUGUCUAAUUUCUCCAAGAUAAGGAGGCUGCAAAGCUCAGAAUCCUCAGAACUCGACCUGCCCUGAUAGCGUCUGAGCCACCAUGGGAACCCGAGGUGACGUGUAUCCAUUGGGGCUCUGCAUCGCCCUGUGCCUGGGGGGCACCAUGGCCCUGAAUCAUGGCGUACAAGGUACCACUGAGGACUGCAACAGCCAUGUGCUGUGCCCAGCAAAUGCCAAGUGUGUGAACAACACCCACUGCACCUGCCUGGAUGGAUACCAGACACAUGGGAAUCGCUUCUUCACCGACCCAACGGAGAUCUGUGACGAUAUUAACGAGUGUCUGGGGCCGAGCCCACCAGACUGCGGAUGCAACACACAAUGCACCAACGCGCCUGGGAGUUACCACUGCACCUGUAUGUAUGGCUACGAGCUGAGCUCUGGGAAGGCCAACUUCAUGCACGCGAGUGAGAACACCUGCCAGGAUAUUGACGAGUGUCAGGGCCCGAACCCGGCAGACUGUGGACCCCACGCAAACUGCAUCAAUGUGCCUGGGAGUUACUCCUGCAGCUGCAUCGAUGGCUACGAGCCCAGCUCUGGGAAAGCCAAUUUCAUGCACACGAGUGAGAACACCUGCCAGGACAUCGACGAAUGCCGCAAGACCCCAGGUAUCUGCAGCCCCAAGCCCACGUGUAUCAACACCUACGGAAGCUACUGGUGUGAGUGCCGGGCCGGCUACGUCCCCUCCACCAGGAGCUCAGCCAUGUGCGAAGCCCCCAGCAUUAACUCCAGCGCUGAGUUCGAGGGAAUCAAAGAGAUGUGGAGGAAUUUCUCUCUGCAGAACGUGACUCUCCAUUUCAAUGCCGUCCUGAACAGCACCUCCCUCUGGGAUGGCGGAGACAAGGGGGACGUGGGGUCAGCCGUGACGGUCCUACUGCAGAGCGUAGAACUGGCCUCACUGGCCACUGCGCUCCGGUCUGCAGAGAGGACAACACAGAACAUGACGACAGAGUCUAUGGCUGUCGAGACGCGGCUCGUCACAGGGAACUGCAGCCGGGACAGUGAGGUCUUCACACUGAGAGCUCACGAGGAGAUGAUGGACGUGCACUGUGAUACAGUCACCGGGGCAGCCACACGAGGUUUGGGGUCUCCUGCUUUUAUUUCCUACUCCACCCUGGACUCCAUCAUCAGUGCGAGACGUCUCAGCGAGGGAAAUCUACCGGCUGGUGGGAAGCUGGAGAAGAGUCAUCUCAACUCCAGGGUGGUGAGUGGGGCCGUCGGAGACGGGAGACCCAUUAACCUCUCCAGACCCGCAAACUUCACCCUGCGCCACAGACAGACCAAAAAAGAGGAGGAAGAGGCUCUCUGUGUCUACUGGAAAGUAGAGGCUGAGAAGGGCAGCUGGUCUCCGGACGGCUGCACCGCCGUGCACAUGAACAGCACUCACACCAACUGCAGCUGUGACCAUCUCUCCAGCUUCGCUGUCCUAAUGGCUCCCACCACAGUGACGGAGAGUUACCCACUGACCAUCAUCACAUACGUGGGACUGACCCUCUCCCUGCUGUGCCUCUUCCUCGCCAUCCUCACCUUCCUCCUGUGCCGCUUCAUCCGCAACGUCAGCACCUCCCUCCAUCUGCAGCUCUGCCUCUGCCUCUUCCUGGCCGACCUGCUCUUCCUCACCACGGUGACUCCCACCGGCAGUCAGGUGGCGUGUGCUGUCAUUGCUGGGCUCCUACACUACCUCUUCCUGGCCUGCUUCUCCUGGAUGUUCCUGGAGGGGCUGCACCUCUUCCUCACUGUCAGGAACCUGAAGGUCGUGAAUUACACCAGCGCCAGCCUCAAGAAGAGAUUCAUGUACCCGUUCGGCUACGGAUUCCCAGCCCUGGUGGUGGCUAUUUCUGCAGCGGUGAAUCCUGACGGCUACGGAACUUCCAAACACUGCUGGCUCAGCCUGGAGAGAGGCUUUCGUUGGAGCUUCCUGGGUCCAGUCUGUGCCAUAAUCCUGAUAAAUAUAACGUUCUUUGCCCUGACCCUGUGGAUCCUGAGAAACAGUCUCUCCUCCCUCAAUGCAGAUGUGUCCACCCUCAGAGACCACAGGUUACUGACCUUUAAAGCCAUCGCCCAGCUCUUCAUUCUGGGCUGCACAUGGAGCCUUGGUCUCCUCCAAGUCGGCCCAGCAGCCACGGUCAUGGCGUAUUUAUUCACCAUCGUCAACAGCCUGCAGGGAGCCUUCAUCUUCCUGGUGCACUGUCUCCUCAAUCGCCAGGUGAGAGAGGAGUACAGGAGAUGGAUCAAGGGAUUCCGAAUGUUCUGCACGAAAUCUCAGACAUACGAUCUAUCCAUGUCUGCUGUCCCCGCCACCAGCACCAAGACGGUGGAGUUUGCAGCUACCAGGGUCAGGUUCAAUACGUAGGGGUUCCAAAACAAAACCAAACCGGCUGGAGCCCCCUGUGACAUUGCACUCCAUAUGCUUUAUGGAAAUAUGCUUAUGAAUAUGACAUAACUGGAAUAUACUUUACGCUAAAUCCCCCUUGCAUGGUGUCUUUAGAAAGCUUAUCAUCUGCUAAGUGUGUUCAUCCUAUUUGUUUGCAUGUGUUAUUUCUGUAUCUGGAGUUAGGAGAAUAAGAUAUAAACUUGUAUCACUGAUGAAAAAAAUAUUAAGUGGAGGCCAUUAAGGGUGCUCCAAAACCAAUCAGUUGUGAAUGGCCUUAAUUACUUGAAAGCCUCCCUGUGUACCUGUGGGCCAGCCCAUGGGGAAUGGAGAUUAGGGGUCUUACAGUGACUUGUGGCCAUGUCACCUGAUAACAAAAUCCAUCUUAAAUCAUGUAUUUUCCAUUUAGAAGGAGGGAUGAAGGACCCAGAGAGACAAAGUCUGCAGCUCUGGGGGAACGGUCUAGACCCUGGCUCUGUGUUGCAGCAGGCUAGCGUGUCUGUCUCAACGAGGCAGGGUUCUGGAGUCCCAAGCUGGCAGAUAAAACAUGCUCAAAGGUAAUGUCAGCACAUCAGGUGACAGUCCCAAGGGGAUCUCUGUGACCGAACCCGUCACACCCCCACCCAAUAAUCUGGGAAAAUUUCAGACCACCCCAGGUGCCUCUAAGAGGCAAUAAAUCCCCUCUCACAAGCACUGAGUCUGUGUAAAAAGGGGAAAGAAAUCUGGCAGUAAUCUGGGAAUCCCCACAACCACAAUUUGAAAGCUUGUGACCAUGAGUAAGGCAAAGAUAUUUUUAAUAAAAAUCACGGCCAGACGUGGGCAAUAAACAACAAUUCACGGAAGCCUGUGACCUGUCCUGACUUUCACUAAAAAUAUACUGACAAAAAGGGGAGGCAGGUUCAGCUCAGUGCCCACUGCUGCUGGAGCUCCGGGGUCCCCCACCACUGCUGCCCCACUUCGAAGUCCCCUGCUCCUCACGGCAGCUGAGCAGUUGUGGGGGAUCCCACCCCCUGCGGCAGCAGGGAGCUCCAGUUCCCCAUCACCUGCGGCAAGUUGGAGGUCUAGGGUCCCCCACUGCCCACCAGGGGCUGGGCUGCCGCAGGGUCCCCUCACCCUCCACAGUAGCUGAGAGCUCCAGGGGGAUCCCCCGCCUUCCCACUGUGGCUGGGCAACUACAGAGGGUCCCCCACCACCAGCCACAGGGGAGCCAGUGACACUUGGUGGUGGAGACGGCCUUCCCCAUCCACGCCACCAUGCCCCACGCUGCCCCCUUCCACAGCAUCAAGAAGAUAAGCAAUGCGGCCGAGCCCCUCGGGGAGCAGCGCAAGCAUCCAGGGGGUGGCCCUGUGGCCUUCCUCCCCCAUCAGGCUAUGGAGCUCCCCGCCCCUGUUCAGUUCUAGGGUGGGCAUUAUUGAGGGAUAGACCUAAUUGGAGGGGUAAGGCCUCAUAUUCGUGACCUCCAUGAUAUAAUCAUAGCCGUAUCCAUGAGCAAACUCCUACCCCAGAAUAUAUUGGGCAGUGUCCUUUGCCUCAGUUUCUCCCCUUGUGCUGUGACUCACUCACUCACUCACUCACUCAUGCCCGUCACCCCAAUCGGGGUAUGGGCCGCCAACCACAGAUCUCCAGAGUCCUCUAUCCUGGGCCAUUUGCUCUAACUCGCUUUGCCCUUUCCUUCCCCUGCACCCCACUCACAGUUGCUGUCCUUGGUCGGCGAAGGCCCAGAGUUCAGAGCAUUCAUGUGAAUUCAACUCCCGCCAGUGGGGUGGGAGCUGGGGAGAUGGCAUCAGGAAAUGCCUCGGCCGCUGCUGCCACCACCAUGUAUACAACUGAGAUCUGGUCUGACCUACAGACCUCGAUCGGUAUAACUACGUCGCUCAGUAAAUCCACACACCCCCACCCUCUGUUGGACAUAGUUAUACCAACCCGA
Messenger RNA from Chrysemys picta bellii (western painted turtle), 4350 nucleotides. Lineage: Eukaryota; Metazoa; Chordata; Testudines; Emydidae. The record is from RefSeq and is a predicted model, not a curated record.